Molecule: messenger RNA, 3423 nt
Organism: Peromyscus leucopus (white-footed mouse)
Lineage: Eukaryota; Metazoa; Chordata; Mammalia; Rodentia; Cricetidae
Gene: Fstl1
Product: follistatin like 1
Exons: 11
Coding region: 115-1035 (306 amino acids)
Biological process (GO): multicellular organism development; regulation of BMP signaling pathway; cell differentiation
Molecular function (GO): calcium ion binding; protein binding
Source: RefSeq, a predicted model, not a curated record
GGGCGGCGAGCCCAGGUCGGACUUCCUCGGAGCCUGGCGAUCAGCGAAGAUCCCAUCUUCGACUCUAGCUCUCUGCCCUACCCCGAGCCCUCCGGAGCCCCGGACCCGAGCACGAUGUGGAAACGCUGGCUGGCGCUAGCGCUGGUGGCCGUCGCCCUGGUCCACGGCGAGGAAGAACCAAGGAGCAAAUCCAAGAUCUGUGCCAAUGUGUUUUGUGGAGCUGGCCGGGAAUGUGCAGUCACAGAGAAGGGGGAGCCCACGUGCCUCUGCAUUGAGCAAUGCAAACCGCACAAGAGGCCUGUGUGUGGCAGUAAUGGCAAGACCUACCUCAACCACUGUGAGCUCCACAGAGAUGCCUGCCUCACUGGAUCCAAGAUCCAGGUUGAUUAUGAUGGACACUGCAAAGAAAAGAAGUCCGUGAGUCCAUCUGCCAGCCCAAUUGUCUGCUAUCAAGCUAACCGUGAUGAGCUCCGGCGUCGCAUCAUCCAGUGGCUGGAAGCUGAGAUCAUUCCAGAUGGCUGGUUCUCUAAAGGCAGCAACUACAGUGAGAUCCUGGACAAGUACUUCAAGAACUUUGAUAAUGGUGACUCUCACCUGGACUCCAGUGAGUUCCUGAAAUUUGUGGAGCAGAAUGAAACAGCCAUCAACAUCACCACUUACGCUGAUCAGGAGAACAACAAACUGCUCAGAGGACUCUGUGUUGAUGCUCUCAUUGAACUGUCUGAUGAGAACGCUGACUGGAAACUCAGCUUCCAGGAGUUCCUCAAGUGCCUCAACCCAUCCUUCAACCCUCCUGAGAAGAAGUGUGCCCUGGAGGACGAAACCUACGCAGAUGGAGCCGAGACGGAGGUAGACUGUAACCGCUGUGUCUGCUCCUGUGGACACUGGGUCUGCACGGCAAUGACCUGUGAUGGAAAGAAUCAGAAGGGGGCCCAGACCCAGACAGAGGAGGAGAUGACCAGAUAUGUCCAGGAACUCCAGAAGCACCAGGAAACAUCUGAAAAGGCCAAGAAGGUAAACACCAAAGAGAUCUAACAAGAAGCGCACACAGCACCGUGUCUGGAGCCCAGCACCUCCUCUUCAGCGCUGAGUCCAGUAUACACGAGCGAGCGUCUGCUGAAAUCACCAAACCACCAGUAUUUGCUUGUAUGGCGAUGAAUACUAUUUUGUUUGUUUUGCAAUGAAGGAAAUGAGGCUGGCUGGCUAGCGAAGGAAGGCCACAACCUUCAUUUCUAGGAGUGUUUUAAGAGACACUAACGGGCACUUUGGGGCUGGAAGCAAGGAAGGAAACUGCAUCAGGCUGGCAGAGGAGCGGACCCAGGUCUGAAUGAGUCCGUUCUGGGUGCACAGCAGCUGUGUGGAGGCUACAGGGAAAGCAUGUGAUGUUGCGGGGGAGAGCUGAGCCGGCUUUGCUGGAGGAAGGGUUGGGAGCUCUGUGGAGAGGGAAACACUGUCGGCAUGACAGACUGCAGCAUAUCCACUUCCCCCCUUGGUUCCAUCAGUCACCUGAAUACACAGCCAUCCCACUAGUUACCUGUGUCCCUCAAAUUUGGAUGGACUUUUCAGGAGGGUGUGUUUAAAUGAUGCAGAUACUUAGAUACUUCAAGCGCCAUGGAGACCUAACCAAAAUUUUAGAAGACAUUUUUUUUUUUUUUUUUACCAAAGGUGCUAUUUCUCUAUAAAAGACUUUUCUUUUUGCAAACUGACUUCAUUCCUCAAUUAUUAUCAUUAUAUUAUUGUCAUUUUUUAGUUUUUCAUUUUCUUGACUAGAUAUUAAGCUUUUGUAAUUUUUUUUUCAGUAGCCUUUCAUAUCAGAGGUGAAAGGGGUUUGGGAGUUUUUCUGGGUACAGGGAACCCUGUAACAUAGAAGGCCUUUUGCCCUGCCACAUACUAGACUAGAUGCAACCCAGAGCUGCACCACCCCACCGCAGGCUUCCAGAAGGUCAGCUGCAUGCCAAGAAGCGUGAGGUGCCUCAGACAGAAGCCAUAGAAAGAAGCGUCUUCAUAGACAGUUGUUGAGAUCCAAAGAAUUCAUUUGUUUUUGUUUCCUGUAAGAAGUUCAAAGGACAGAACCCAGGCUACCCCAGUCUGCCAACACUCUGAUCUGUGGCUAACUGGCAGAGUGGCUGGGGGCCUCUAGGUCUGCUCCUACUUCUAGGUGUCAGUUUCCAUUACAAACUUGAUAAGAAUGCAUCUUGGGAACUUCCAACCUUCUCGAAAUGGUGCACAUGAGUGCAAUCUCUGGUUGGAGUCAGAGAUUUCCCCCAUACAGAUGAAGAUAAAAGUUUUCAGAUUUGAAAGCAGUUAAAAAUGAAGUUUAAUCUUAAACCUUAGCACUUAAGGUGGGGGAACUACUCUGUUAUUGCAAGUCAGUCCUUUCUUUGACCUCUGAUUCUUAAACUCCCUUAUUGCCAUGUUUCAUGUGCAUUUAACAUCACACACACACAAAAAUCAAAACCUUAUCUCAUUUGCAAAACUCAAACUAUAGACCCUCCAAAUAAAUUGCUGAGAUUUCCCUGAAUAGUGUGGAAAGUUGGGAUGGACGCAGAAUUCCUCCUAAAUAGUUUUUCCUGUUCUCAUUUGAAAGGCGACAACUCCACAUUGCUGAGUGGCCUGUGCUUUUUUUGUACCACCCAUUCAAAAGCUCCCUGAACCCCUUGUGCAGUCCGGAUUUCAACUUCCUCUCCAAGUGCCUUGGAGAACUCACAGCAGCAUGCCUUAAUCAAAAGUUUUGCCAGUUCUUGGACAGGAUGGGAGAGGGCAGAAGUAUCAGUUUGCUCAAAGCAAGUAGCUAUAGUGUCUGUUCACCAGUCAUCUUUAGAACAGUGGUUUUCAACCGAGACUAUCCCACCCAGUAACACUAAAUACACAAGGCCAAGCUCCCACUCCUCUGGAGUUCUGUGUAAGUAAGGCAGCUGUUGUCUACACCACCAUAGAUUCAUGUGAUACCUAAACCAUUCAUGAAAAGCUGCUAAGUAGCCUAGUUUGGGGAGCCUUAGGUAGAGCUUUGCAUGGGACCAACAAGCAGGAUUGCAUCAAGUUCAGUCCCUACAGUCCUCCAGAAGCCAAGACUGCAGGCUUCCUGGGCCUUCUGAGUUUUGUUUUGUUUUAAUAAACAACAGUGUCUGUUAAGAUUCAAAGCCAAGGGAGGUUUUCCCAUACACAUAUGCCAUGACUCUGGAUACUACUACUGUCAGUCUUGGGAAAGCAGGCUCCUUCUGUAACCAAGGCCAUGUGAACAGUCUGAAUUCCUUCUAUGUCUAUGAUCUAAAUAGUUAAACUUCAGGAAACAAUUUCAACAGAUCUCUGUUGCCCAUGUGGUUAUGAAAAUUCAUUUGUAUUUAGUGUGCUUCCAUAUUUCAUUUAACUUGUUUUUGUAAUUUCUGAUUUUUGUUACUAUUAAUAAAUAAAAAUAAAAUAAGU